UUUUACAAAGUUCAUGUUUUAUGUUUCUUGCUUCAAUUCUGUGUUGCAAUCUGCAUUUUGUGUUGUUUGAGCAUGUUAGCAUUUUGUAUCUGCGUUGUGGGCAGGAAUCUACAGGUAGAAAGGAAUGCCAUUUUAAUGAACUCCUUUGUUCCUUAAAUUUCUUGUUGUCGGCUACAUGGGAUCUUGUUCUUUCUCUCAUGGAGAAUCUGAGCUAGUUUUUGGACAAUUUGUUGUAUGUACCUGUAUUGAAAAACAACAAUACAAUAUGGGCCGUGGAGUUAGUGCUGGUGGGGGACAAAGUUCUUUGGGAUACCUAUUUGGUAAUGGUGAGACUGCUAACAAUUCUCCAGCUGCUAAAAGUGUGGGACAAGCUGCAAACAAUAGCCCUUCUCCAAAACCUGUUGUUGCUUCACCACCAAUAAAUAAGGAAAUUCCUGCUGGCAUCCAUGGAAAUCUUACAAACAAUUACUAUAGGGCAGAUGGGCAGAACUGUGGGAAUUUUAUCACGGAUCGGCCAUCCACCAAAGUUCAUGCUGCACCUGGUGGUGGAUCUUCCCUUGGUUACCUUUUUGGAGGGACUGGGAACUAAUUUGUGUAUUCCCUGAGAAUGUCUUAUUUGUUUAGUGCUAGCACAUAUAAUUCUAGGAGAAGUAUAUAUAUAUGUAUGUAUCUUGGAAAUUCUGGACAAAUCCUUGUGCAAUGUGAAGUAUUGAUGUGAAAUGUUGUCCUGAGGAACAGCUAUGUCACCGAGACUUCUGGCGAGUGGAUGUUAUUGACAAAGAAAGUGCAUAAUGCACAAUCCAUUCUACAA
This is a messenger RNA of Ricinus communis (castor bean), 811 nucleotides long. RefSeq names its product protein SPIRAL1-like 1. The record is from RefSeq and is a predicted model, not a curated record. The coding region runs from base 176 to 589 and encodes 137 amino acids. Gene Ontology annotation, biological process: cortical microtubule organization. NCBI's taxonomy places the organism in Eukaryota, Viridiplantae, Streptophyta, Magnoliopsida, Malpighiales, Euphorbiaceae. Gene Ontology annotation, cellular component: cortical microtubule, transverse to long axis. The transcript has 3 exons.